CCGGGAAGCCGCGGCUGCUCGCUGUUGGCGGGGGGACCAGCGCGGACGCGGGGGCGAAGGGAGCGCGGACGGCACAGCUGCCCGGGAGUCGCCGAGACCCCGGCCUGCGCGCAUCCAAGUGAGGGCUGCGCCCCGCCAGCCCCAGCUCCCGUAGCCUCCCCGCCUGCGCCCCACGGCACGCGCCGUACAGCCAUGAACACCAACGACGCCAAGGAGUACCUGGCCCGGAGGGACAUUCCUCAGCUUUUCGAGAGCCUUUUGAAUGGCUUGAUGUGUUCCAAGCCUGAAGACCCCAUAGAGUACUUGGAAAGUUGUUUACAGAAAGUCAAGGAGCUAGGAGGCUGUGACAAGGUGAAGUGGGACACAUUCGUCAGCCAGGAAAAGAAGACAUUACCCCCGCUGAAUGGAGGACAAUCUCGGAGAUCCUUCCUCAGAAAUGUAAUGCCUGAAAACUCAAACUUUCCUUAUCGACGAUAUGACCGGCUCCCUCCCAUCCAUCAGUUCUCCAUAGAAAGUGACACGGACCUGUCUGAGACUGCAGAGCUGAUAGAAGAGUAUGAGGUUUUUGACCCAACGAGACCUCGACCCAAAAUCAUCCUUGUCAUAGGUGGUCCAGGAAGCGGAAAGGGCACUCAGAGUUUGAAAAUUGCAGAGCGAUACGGAUUCCAGUACAUUUCAGUGGGAGAAUUAUUGAGGAAGAAAAUCCACAGUGCCAGCAGCAACAGAAAAUGGAGUCUGAUCGCCAAGAUAAUUACCAAUGGGGAGCUGGCCCCACAGGAGACAACGAUUACCGAGAUAAAACAAAAACUGAUGCAAAUUCCUGAUGAAGAAGGCAUUGUUAUUGAUGGGUUCCCAAGAGAUGUUGCCCAGGCUCUAUCUUUUGAGGACCAGAUCUGCACCCCUGACCUGGUGGUGUUCCUGGCUUGUGCCAACCAGAGGCUCAGAGAGAGAUUAGUGAAGCGUGCAGAGCAACAGGGACGGCCUGAUGACAAUCUGAAAGCCACCCAGAGGAGACUGGUAAACUUCAAGCAGAACGCUGCCCCGCUGGUGAAAUACUUCCAGGAGAAAGGACUCAUCAUGACUUUUGAUGCUGACCGAGAUGAGGAUGCCGUGUUCUAUGACAUCAGUGUGGCAGUUGACAACAAGCUGUUUCCAAACAAGGAGGCUGCGACAGAUUCAACUGACCUUGACCCUUCGAUGAUGUUUGAUGCUGGAGAGAUCGUUGACCCAGGAUCAGAUUAUGAUGAUCAGGAUCUGGAAUGAAGAGCAAGCCCUCAGCCACACCUGUGAGAGACGAAGCACUAUUCCCGGACCUUGGGUCCUGAACUGCAUAAAAGGAGGAAGCUGGCUGAACACAAGCAUGCAUCUCCUCCUCUCUGCAUCUGGACUGUAGAUGCACUGUGAUCCUGUCACCGCGGUUCCUGUCACCGCGGCUCCUGUCACCAUGACUCCUGUCACCGCAGCUCCUGUCACCACGGCUCCUGUCACCGCGGCUCCUGUCACCGCGACUCCUGUCACCAUGGUUCCCACACUCUGAUGGACAGCACCCUUGGACUGUGAUCCAAGAUAAACCCUUUUCCUUAAGUUGCUUUUGUCAGAUAUUGUUGCAGCAACAGGAAAAGGAACUAAGACACUUGGCUCAAAAUAUAAUUGCUGCUGAAAUAAAAAUUCCAUUAACAGUUUGAGAAGUUGACUGAACACAACUAAUAAAAGAGUGAUGGAGCAGAUGAAAUUCCCUUAAGAUGAAGCAGGAAGCUGAGCAGUUGUCUAGUAUGAGGAAGAACUCAGUAGACACUAAGGAUAGAAUGAACUAACAUGUAAACUGUGAACUUGCCAGAAGGAAAGAGUGAAGAUGAGCAGAGACUGUGUUUUGAUGGACAGUGGUUGAGAAUUUUAUAGGCAUGAAAAGGGAAAAUACUCAGAUUGAAAGAGCACACUCAGUCCAAAAAUAAGAAUUUAAAAAUACACUCUCUGCUAGUCUUUUUGCAUGGAGUCGUUGGGUGAAUAUUGAGUCUACAGUCCAGGUUCUGUUUAGGUGCCCGUGAUACACACUCAUGGACCAGAUGAGGACGUUUGCUCGAGGAGCUUGCAUCCUAUCCAGGAAGACAAUCAAAACAGUGAGCGUAACAUGUUAGUGAACCCUCUAGGUUGUCAGCUGCCAUAAACCAAGGGAAAGCAGAGCAGGGAAGGGGAGCUGGAGAUCUGGGGAGUGGGGCUGAGCACAGCGUUCAACAGAAUGCUCAACCAAAUGGAUGACCUUAGCAAAGAGGUGGGAUUCUGUGAAGGCAACGCACAGCGCAAGGCAUCGGAGUACAGGAGAUGAAAGCAGGGCCUUCCAAGUGGCAAGACACUGUCUACAGAAGGAAUAGAAAUCUGGUGGCAGCAGAUUAAACGCUGCACUUGCUGCCUGGACCACGCUAUGAAGCAGGUGCCAUGUCCUAUGAUUUACAGUAUGUUGUUACUAACCCUUACAACAGCUCAGGAGAGCAGCUCUGCUCAUCCCCAACUUAUGGCUGAGGAAAGUGAGGUGAGCGAUUGCCAGGACCACUCAGCUGACAGGCUACAGUCAGGAAUCAAACUUGGAUAUUCCAGGCACCAAAAUCUUCUUUCCACUCUAAAGGAGCCAUAUGUGUGGGGAGUGAUUCUGGAUCCACAUAAUUCUCAUGUGGUGUAUCCUAACCCUCUAAAACAUGUAAGCCAACCAAGUCAAAUUGGUGGAGACACAAGUUAUGUCUCACCGAUGUCUUCAUCUCUAUGGCUCAAGGAUCUGCUGGGAGAUAAAAUAUGACUUGGUUUUUACUGAAGUAAAAUAUAUACCAUUCUCAAAAACAACAGCUGUAGCUGGACGCUUCUCUGGUCCUACCUGGCCCCACGGCCCUGCAGCCACCUAUAAAAUAAUCACUCAGAUGCUUAUAUUAAUAUGAACUAGAUGGCCUAUGGUUCAAGCUUCUUGCUAGCUAGCUAGCUCUUAUAAUUCAACCCAUUUCUAUUAAUCUAUAAGUUGCCACAUGGCCGAGGCAUUACCAGACUGCUGGCAUCUUGCUGCUCCCUAGGCAGUGACUGGCGUCUCCCCUUCCUCUCCUCUCUCCUCUCACUGUCUCUCCUGGAUUUUCCCAUCUGGCUCCAUCCUGCCUUGCUAUAUCCCAGUGCAUCUUUAUUUAUCAACCAAUCAGAGCAACACAUAUUCACAGCGUACAGAAAGACAUCCCACAGCACACAGCAGCAACAACAACAGACGAGCCUGAUUUCAUCUGGGAGGCUGAACGGAAGUAGGCAGCCAGAUGGAUUUGACCAGCGGGCCACGCUUGGCUCAGCUCUGCUAUGAACCACUCCUUGGUUCUUGGUUUCCUCCUCUCUUAGUUUUUGACAUCCCUAGAUCUUCAUCUUUUCCCUUCUUUUAGGUGAUUGAAUUCCUAGGAAACUACAUGAUAUAGAUGUGACUGUUUCUAUGCCUUAUUGUACUGAUUUGGAAACUGAGGCACAGAGAAAUUAGGCAGUUAAUGCAAGGUCACAACAGUCAACAAGAGUCAAAUCUGAGAAGAAUUCAAGAGGUAGAACCAGAGUUCAAAUCCAGGAAGCUAGGGUCAGGAAAAAUAGGUUGGGCUGUGCUGGGAUACUAAAGCAAAAGCAAAAUCCAGUUGCUUUCUUCCCAGGGGCCUUUUAUGGCUGACUUCCAAAGACAUCAUGGUGGGCCAGGGGCCUGGGGGACUUGAGGAAUGAACUUUAACCAAACAUGACCUCACCUUGUGUUUGGUAGCAGUCAUAGUCAGUGACUCUAUCUAAAUGAUGCAGAGGUUGGGAAAUGGAGCAUUUGUGUGUCCAGGGAGGUGUGUGAGCCCCAGCCAGCCUGGCCUGCAAAGUUCCUGGGCUUAGCCUUAGGCUAUAGCCCACAGUCUGUGUGCUCCCCCUCUAAUUCUCUACUCACUUAGUUUUCAUUUCCCUGCCAAACUCUCCAUUGGCCCAUUACUCAAAUAUACGCCCAGCAUCCUGUCUGUGGCCCCUUACAUGUCACUGCGUACCCUCUCCUGUGUGGGGAUCCUCCCAAAGGUUUGGCUGUUCCCUGAGCUCCUUGGUAAGCUCCUGCUGCAUGUAUCUACCCACCAAACAGCACUGGUUGGAUUUCCCAUGUGCAUCUCUAGCUCAACACGUCCCAAACCAUCUUCCCCCACAAAAAUCUGUUCUUCCUUCUGUUUCCUCUAUUUCUGUGAAUGACACCACCAUCUCCCCAGCCACCCAAGCCAGAAACCAAGGUGCUUCCUCGUCUCUCUCCUUUCUGUCCAUCCCACAUUGAUUCAGCCAGGUAGGGAAUCAGAUUUCCUAUGCAGGAAUUCUCUCCAGUCCCACUGUUGUCCCUGCAUGAGCAUCUUCUCUGCCCUCUUGCCUGGAACUGCCAAACAGUCUUUCUACACUGGUCUUUGUAUCACACAAAAUGAUCAUUAUGAAAGCAAGCUCAACCAUGGCAGUCUAUUGUUAAAACCCCUCCUGGGUCCUCACUGAUCUCAGAAUCUCUUCAUGCAACACAUGGGACUUAUGAAUCAGAAUUUGACCUCUUCGUUGCUCUCCAAACUCAUCCCUGUGCCUGGUCCAGAUCUUUGCAGUCAUUCCAAAGCAGUCUUGGCAGUCUCUUCCAUUCAUAGAGGAACUUCCCCAGCCCCAUCACCUCCCUCCUGAAGAGCCCCUAAUGUGCACCAUAAUGGCCAGGCUCCGUUAGCUUACUAACAUGUCUGGUCAGCCGAAUGUGGUGGUGCAUGCCUGUAAUCCCAGCAGCAGUGAGGCAGAGGCAGGGGGAGCUCUGUGGGUUUGAGGCCAGCCUGGUCUACAGAGUGAGUUUCAGGCUCAAUUGGGCUACACAGACCCUUUCUCAAAAAAAAAAAAGCUGGGCGGUGGUGGCGCACGCCUUUAAUCCCAGCACUCGGGAGGCAGAGGCAGGCGGAUCUCUGUGAGUUCGAGGCCAGCCUGGUCUACAGCGCGAGAUCCAGGAAAGGCGCAAAGCUACACAGAGAAACCCUGUCUCGAAAAACCAAAAAAAAAAAAAAAAAAAACCUAACAACAAUGGUUGGGUCAUCUUUUUCAGGGACCCAUGACACCUUAAGUCACAAUAUCUGCCUGCCUGUCUUAGAACACGUGACGCCUCAUGCCACACAACCUGCCACACAACAUAUGCUCAACAAAUGGGAGCAGUGGGGCACUGAGGAGUCCUAGAACCUUGUUUCUCUUGUUAAAUCUGAUCCAGUUCUGUGCUCUGCGGUAGAACACUCGGAAUGCUAGAAUAUCUGCAGUCCACUGGUCAAUAAGCUCCCACUCUGACACCCCAGCCACCUAUGGUCAGACGAGGCAAGUCAGUGCCUGAGGGUGAGCAGCAGAGCCUCCUUGGAAAUGAAUUAAUUGGCUUCCCAAUCAGCUCAGUGCAGCCCACAGCCUUCCAGAAAAAGUAUCCGGACACCAUGCCAUUACCAAGCACACAGGCUUUCUUUUUUAAAAUGAUCUAUUUACUUUUAUUUUAUAUGCAUUCGUGUUUUGCCUGCCUGCAUGUCUGUGUGAGGGGGUCAGAUCCCCUGGAACUGGAGCUACAGACAGUUGUGAACUGCCCUGUGGGUGCUGGGAGUUGAACCCAUUCUGGAAGAGCAGCCAAUGCUGUCAGCCUCUGAGCCAUCUCUCUAGCCCGACACAGGCUUUCUUAAACACAUCGUGUGCCUGAAACACCUCCCUCAAUCUUCCUGGGACCUCUCUGUUGUCUGCAGAGGGAACAUGUUUUUAUUGGAACAAAAGAAAACUGUGGAAGCAAACCCAGGAAACAAAAGUAAAUCAGUUUUCACUGGGUGUUUCAGAAAGGCUAAAAGCUACAGAGAAUGAAACUGGAAACAUCAUUUACCCACUUCCAGAGUUAAGAAAUAAAACUGCAAGAGUUGGAAGGCAGCUGUGCACACCAUUGGACCACCAACACUGCACCACCCACACGAAACUGCAGAUGACAGAGGGCUUCUGUUAUCACUUCCAGGUCACGUCCUCUGGCCUCCUGGAGGCUUCCCUGCUCUCAGCUGCAGUGUUUAUCAGCCCCACAUCUGUCUUCCUGUUUCCACUGUAUCUAGAAUACCAGAACUAGGAAGGCAGGUACUUCAUCUCUUGAUCAUUGGGACCUAAAACAUCUGACAUGCGGCAGACAGGCAUUCAGAAACCAUUUAUUAGCUGUUAAAUAAUGUAUUCCUAAGCAAGAUAAGAGUUGCUUUUGUUACAUUUCAAUCCCCUUUACAUGCCCAUACUGUCCAUAUCCCAUUCUACUUGAUGUUUUUCUUCUAUCUGUGUUGAUAAUGCAGAUUGCUAGCUGCGUUUUGACUGUGUUGUGGCAGAACUACACAAAAUUAUAACACAGCUUGGUCAUCACUUCUUCCUGUGGUGGGUAAAGUCUCAGCUUGGUAAGGGCACCCAAAUGUUCACAGAGACCAGUGGAAUUGAAUAAAGGACUCAAAAAUUAAACCCACAUAGCCACAAAAGUGUCGAAAAUACAUGUUGGGGGAAAGGUGGUUUCAUUGACCAACAGUGCUGGGAAAACUGACUAUACACAUACAGAAGAAUAAAGCUGACCCUUAUCUCUUAUCACGCACAAAAUCUACUCCCAUGGGCUCAAAGAUCUUCAUAUAAAACUUGAAAAAUGCUAGAGAAAAUAUAGGACGAAUAUGUUAAGAUAGAGACAACGACAAAAACGUUCUGGAAAGGACUUUGACAGCACAAAGACACAGGGACUAGCACAUGGAAGAGCCAUUAAGGGUAGGAAGGGAUGGGGGAUUCAAUAAAAGCAAAGUAUGUCUGAAAAUGCGACAAUGAAACUUCUAACUCUGUACGAUAACUUUCAAAGGAAAAUAAAGCGGUGACUCAGAUGGCAUCACAA
Messenger RNA from Peromyscus californicus insignis, 6886 nucleotides. It is a transcript of the gene Ak5, whose product is annotated as adenylate kinase 5. Gene Ontology annotation, cellular component: cytoplasm; cytosol. The transcript has 9 exons. Bases 193 to 1263 code for a protein of 356 amino acids. Gene Ontology annotation, biological process: nucleoside triphosphate biosynthetic process; ATP metabolic process. Lineage: Eukaryota; Metazoa; Chordata; Mammalia; Rodentia; Cricetidae. The record is from RefSeq and is a predicted model, not a curated record. Gene Ontology annotation, molecular function: AMP kinase activity; ATP binding; nucleoside diphosphate kinase activity.